AAGCCUCCCCAAACCUCCGAGCUCUCGUCUCCGGCGGCGCAAGGAAGAAGCAGCCAUGGUGAAGGGACGCACCGGCCAGCGCGUCAGGCUCUACGUCCGGGGCACCAUCCUCGGAUUCAAGAGGUCCAAGUCGAACCAGUACGAGAACACGUCGCUGGUGCAGAUCGAGGGGGUCAACACCAAGGAGGACGUGGCGUGGUACGCCGGGAAGCGCCUCGCCUACGUCUACAAGGCCAAGACCAAGAGCAACGGCACCCACUACCGCUGCCUCUGGGGCAAGGUCAUCCGCCCGCACGGAAACUCCGGCGUCGUCCGCGCCCAGUUCAAGUCCAACCUCCCCGCCGAGUCCAUGGGACGCAAGGUCAGGGUGUUCAUGUACCCGAGCAGUAUCUAAGGUUUUGUUGAGCUAGGGCCAGUAAUGCUUACUUAUUGCUAUUGUCAUGGGCUGAAAAUGUCAUUUAUGGCGAAUCUAUUUUAUGUUGGCAACUUGAAACUGUUCAUGUAUUCUGAGAACCUGUGGAAGUUUUGGCUAGACAUGUUGUCGAAUGUGUGGACCAUUUAGUAUUGCUCUAUAUCAGCACAGUUUCAUAGUGUUA
Messenger RNA from Lolium rigidum, 596 nucleotides. RefSeq names its product 60S ribosomal protein L35a-1-like. The record is from RefSeq and is a predicted model, not a curated record. Gene Ontology annotation, biological process: cytoplasmic translation; ribosomal large subunit biogenesis. NCBI's taxonomy places the organism in Eukaryota, Viridiplantae, Streptophyta, Magnoliopsida, Poales, Poaceae. The transcript has 4 exons. Gene Ontology annotation, molecular function: structural constituent of ribosome. Gene Ontology annotation, cellular component: ribosome; cytosolic large ribosomal subunit. The coding region runs from base 56 to 394 and encodes 112 amino acids.